AUGUCGCUCAUCAGUCCUAUUAGCUUGAAAGGGCCGGCAGAGGUUGCCCAUGGAUGGAUGUUCAUCGGGUUCACGCUCAACAUGCUUCUGCUGGGUGUCAUGAUGACCCAAGUGUACCUGUAUUACGCCCAAUAUAAAGGCGACAAGGCAUGGAUCAAAAUAUUCGUCGCUGGGUUGUUUCUGGCCGACACCGUUAACACGAUAUUCAUGUUCGUGUAUUUAUAUCGUUGUUUUAUUACCUUCUUCGGUGAUAAUGAAGCUCUGUCGACGGCGGAUUGGUUAUUUGCAACCGAACCUUCAACGACGGCAAGUGGCUUAAUCGCCUGCGCCGUUCAACUAUUCUUCGCCUGGCGCGUGUACGUGUUAAGCAAGACCUGGAUUUACGCCGGGUGUAUCACUGCUCUAGCUAUCACUGGUGGAAUUGCCUCUAUUGUAACUGCUGUUGAAGUGGGCCGGACGCCCAGCUUUGUCGACUUCCAAAACUUCAAGGCAACGGUCAUCGUCUGGCUCGCUUCUGAAGCCAUCUGCGACGUCAUGAUUACCACCGUUCUCCGCAAACACAAGACGGGAUUCCAGCGUUCUGAUAUGGUCGUGGACCGCAUCAUCCGAAUCACUGUACAAACUGGUCUCAUCACGAUGAUCGUCGCUUCCCUUGACCUGCUUUUCUUCUUGAUCGAUCCGUCAGGGACCCACUUGCUUUUCAACUUCCCCCUCGCGAAGCUUUAUUCAAACUCCCUUAUGAGUAGCUUGAAUUCGCGUCGCGGCUGGAAGUACACUGGCAAUACCUCCGAGUCUCGGUCCGAGGGUCAGGUGAAUACCACCGGCGGCGUCAUUCAAAGGCGCGACCUCCAAAUAUCGAGCAAGAAGCCUAACGACAUGAUUGUUGUUGACGGUACUCGGACCCACCCAGAGGUCUUCGUGCACGUCGAGUCGCACGAAUUGCGCGACGUCCAGUCCAACGAUCGAUUCGAGGAUAAGAAGGCGUUCAACUCCGAGACGUCGGUUGACAAGUCCGUCGAAGAUAAGUGGGCGCCGGAUCAGAAGAGCCAGUGGGUGGCGUCGUGA
This is a messenger RNA of Cyclocybe aegerita, 1065 nucleotides long. NCBI's taxonomy places the organism in Eukaryota, Fungi, Basidiomycota, Agaricomycetes, Agaricales, Hemipholiotaceae. The record is from the annotation of a GenBank genome assembly.